Diachasma alloeum is the source of this 867-nucleotide messenger RNA. It is a transcript of the gene RpS3A, whose product is annotated as 40S ribosomal protein S3a. Lineage: Eukaryota; Metazoa; Arthropoda; Insecta; Hymenoptera; Braconidae. Bases 47 to 847 code for a protein of 266 amino acids. Gene Ontology annotation, cellular component: cytosol; ribosome. The record is from RefSeq and is a predicted model, not a curated record. The transcript is spliced from 4 exons. Gene Ontology annotation, biological process: translation. Gene Ontology annotation, molecular function: structural constituent of ribosome.
UCCGUUUUGGGCUGAAGUGAACCUCUUUCCGUGUGUAAACUUAAUCAUGGCGGUGGGGAAAAAUAAGGGGCUCUCGAAAGGUGGCAAAAAGGGAGUUAAAAAGAAGAUUGUUGAUCCUUUCACCCGUAAGGAUUGGUACGAUGUCAAAGCACCGUCCAUGUUCACCACCCGCCAGGUGGGCAAGACCCUCGUAAACAGGACCCAGGGGACCAAGAUUGCCUCUGAGGGUCUGAAGGGACGUGUAUUCGAGGUGUCCCUGGCUGACCUCCAGAACGAUCACGAUGCUGAGAGGUCCUUCCGUAAAUUCAGGCUCAUUGCUGAGGACGUGCAGAACCGCUCAGUCCUCACCAAUUUCCAUGGCAUGGACCUGACCACUGACAAACUUCGUUCAAUGGUCAAGAAGUGGCAGACACUCAUCGAGGCUAAUGUCGAUGUCAAAACCACUGAUGGGUACCUCCUCAGAGUAUUCUGCAUUGGUUUCACCAACAAGGAUCAGCUUAGCACCAGGAAAACGUGCUACGCCCAACAUUCCCAGGUCCGUAACAUCAGAAGGAAGAUGGUCUCCACGAUCACCGACGACAUCGCCAAGAGUGACCUGAAGGGUGUCGUCAGCAAACUCCUCCCCGACGCCAUCGCCAAGGACAUUGAGAAGGCAUGCCAGGGUAUCUACCCCCUCCACGACGUCUACAUCCGCAAGGUGAAGGUACUGAAGAAGCCCCGUUUCGAGCUGAGUAAACUCCUCGAGUUGCACGGUGAUGGAGGUGGCAAGAGUGGUGAGCCUGGUGAGGCUGGCUCCAAAGUAGACAGACCCGAAGGCUAUGAACCACCAGUACAAGAGUCAGUUUAACACCAUUGACCAACGUUGAA